UUUGCAUACUUUCUAUUAAGUCAACGGUCAAACACCAACACCAAGCCAUCCUAUCCCAUCACCCUUCUUCCUCAAUCUGUGAUACAAUGACCAUUGAUGAACCAGAGCCUGAUCCUACUUCUGAUCCCAUCUCAGAGUGGUUGGCUGGUCCCUUAUCAUAUAUUCAGUCGUUCCUCGACGAACCGCAUAGCCUCGAUGAUUUUUUCGAGCCGUAUAACCUCGAUGAUUUUUUCGAGCCGUAUAACCUCGAUGAUUUUUUCGAGGACUCGUGGUGGGCUCCUAGUAAAAAUAUAAACCAAGAAAUACACGUCAACAACGACAACAACAAUAACAGUUUAACGCCCUUUGACACUAGCUUCUUUGUCACAACUGCGAGCACUAUCCCUUUGGAGCCUAUCAUUUCAAGUCACCUUCCGCCAUUGGAGUCAUCCAAGAAAAGGAAAGGGAAUGAUUCUGAUUACAAUCCCAAGGUGUCGCGGAAGAAUCAGAACCGUCAGGUCAAGGAUGCAGAUGAUGGGGAAGUUAUUGUGGACAAACGGGUGCAACCCAAAAAAUCAGGACACAAGAAAGCAACACACAAGUCAACAGGAAAUAAGGGUAACAACAGAGAUGGAAGAUGGGCAGAGCAGUUACUCAACCCUUGUGCUGCUGCCAUCACUGCUGGAAAUUUGAACCGUGUGCAGCAUUUGUUGUAUGUUCUGCACGAGCUUUCCUCACUAAAUGGAGAUGCUAACCAUCGGUUGGCUGCUCGUGGGCUCCAGGCGCUGACACAUCAUCUUUCUAUUCCAUGCUCAAUUUCAACAUCUUCUGCUUCUUCUGGUGUUACUACUUUUGCUUCAACAAAUCCAAAGUUCUUCAAGAACUCACUGAUCAACUUCAAUGACAUCAGUCCCUGGUUCCGCAUACCCAAUAGCAUUGCCAACUCCUCAAUACUCCAAAUUCUUGGGAAACAGGAUUCAUCCCGGAACCUGCACAUUCUUGAUAUUGGAGUCUCUCAUGGUGUUCAAUGGCCAACGUUGCUUGAGGAGUUAACCCAUCGAUCAGGCGGGCCGCCACCAUUGGUUCGUCUGACAGUUAUAACACCUACCAUAGAAGACGCUCAACUAAGAAAUAGUCCAUUUUUAGUUGGCCCAGGUGGUUACAACUUUUCAGUGCAACUCCUUGCCUUUGCCAAGGCGAUUAACAUCAAUCUACAAAUCAACAGACUGGAGAAUUACCCACUUCAGAAUCUUGAUUCCCAAGUGAUAAAUUCAUUCUCAGAUGAAAUCUUGGUUAUUUGUGCCCAGUUCAGGCUCCAUAACUUGAAACACAACAAUCCAGACGAGAGGACAGAGUUGUUGAGAACACUGAAAAGCUUAAAGCCGAAAGGAGUGAUUUUGAGUGAGAACAAUAUGGAUUGCAGCUGCAACAGUUGCGGGGACUUUACAACAGGAUUCUCAAGGCGAGUGGAGUACUUGUGGAAAUUCUUAGAAUCCACCAGUGUAGCUUACAAAGGACGUGAGAGCGAGGGAAGGAGGAUGAUGGAAGGUGAGGCAGCCAAGGCUUUGACAAACACGGGAGAGAUGAAUGAGAGAAAGGAGAAAUGGUGUGAAAGAAUGAGGACUGUUGGUUUCAAAUGGGAGUUGUUCGGAGACGAUGCCAUUGAUAGAGCUCGUGCAUUGUUGAAGAAGUAUGACAGCAACUGGGAGAUGAGAGUGGAUGAGAAGGAUGGCUGUGUGGGUCUGUGGUGGAAAGGAGAACCUGUUUCAUUUUGUUCAUUAUGGAAAGAUAGAUCCCAACACAUGAGAUGCACAAGGCAAAGUAAUGAAUGA
This is a messenger RNA of Lycium ferocissimum, 1811 nucleotides long. RefSeq names its product protein NODULATION SIGNALING PATHWAY 1-like. Gene Ontology annotation, molecular function: sequence-specific DNA binding; DNA-binding transcription factor activity. Gene Ontology annotation, biological process: regulation of DNA-templated transcription. Bases 87 to 1811 code for a protein of 574 amino acids. Gene Ontology annotation, cellular component: nucleus. The transcript has a single exon. The record is from RefSeq and is a predicted model, not a curated record. Lineage: Eukaryota; Viridiplantae; Streptophyta; Magnoliopsida; Solanales; Solanaceae.